Molecule: messenger RNA, 1917 nt
Organism: Giardia duodenalis
Lineage: Eukaryota; Fornicata; Diplomonadida; Hexamitidae
Product: Ser/Thr protein phosphatase 2A
Exons: 1
Coding region: 1-1917 (638 amino acids)
Biological process (GO): protein dephosphorylation
Cellular component (GO): protein phosphatase type 2A complex
Molecular function (GO): protein phosphatase regulator activity; calcium ion binding
Source: RefSeq, a predicted model, not a curated record
AUGCUCCCCGAUUUAGAAGGCAUAGACUUUUUGCAGGUUGAGCGUGGACCCACGCUGACGCGGCAUCUGGAUAACCUCAUAUUUGAAUUUAUAACCUCAGAGACAGAGUUCCUGGAGCUCCUAACUUACCCCUCCUCUAGUCAAAGGGAUCAGACACCAAUACAAUCCCCAACACUGCCUUCACCCCGGCAUUCUCGGGCCCCGUCCGGAAUACCACACAUAGAAAGACCAUCACCCUCAAUUCGGGGCGCGUGCCAUCAAGAUUUACAAACUUUUGGUAACACUUUUUUUCAGUCCACGAGCAGCAUAUACCAAGAACAAGAGGUACAGAGAGCAUCGUCUGGCGUAUCCACGAAUGGAGAUUCUAACCCCAUCACCAUUCCACUCAAGCAGUGGAAGAUUACACUAUAUGGGCAGGUACCCAUAAGCCCUAUUCCAGAGCCCAUCACAGAGUAUGAGGAGCGUAUAAUAAAGAGCAUUACAAACCGAUACAGAAUAGGGGUAGCACUUAAGGAUACCAUCCCUCUGGUUGCAUACAGCACACGAAUGCAGAUGCAGGAGACAUAUGGCAAUCACCUUUCACGACACUCGACUUUUUAUGGGGCAAAUAGCGUCUAUGAUGAAAGCUCUUCCGUCUCUAUUGCUGACUUUCUGUGUGAGGAGCUCUUUGGGAUGCCGCGAGUCUUGGCCACAUCAUUGUUUCAUGCUAUUUAUUCUAAAGACCCACCACCAGACGUAAGUGAGUUGUCGGAGCAGCACAUACUUCACCUUCCAGAUUCGUUGUCGACUAGUCUCAUCGUUAGUGCGUACAUGACGCACUGCAGGGGCAAAACCUAUGAGGAGCGAUUCUAUGCCUUGUUUUCAGACACAGAAGACCAGGGCAACUGUAUUUCCUUGGCUAGGCUAGCACAUAUACUGUUGAAUGUUCUGGCAUCACACAGUGCAUAUGCAUUUGUAGAACCCUGCACCUACAAGUGCACAUUUGCUACCAUCGCUGCGACUCGGAUCUUUUUUGAUGCGGAUUUAGAAGGCAGAUGGCAUCUUGUAUAUGAUACGACGUACCUCCGUCGCGGCAUUUCUCUUCUGUCGUACCUGUGGUCAGCACAGGGUGCGGAGAGUAUCGUGGGGGACACAGGGCCACUGGGAUAUGAAGCAUUCUAUGUAAUAUACUGCACCUUUGUUAAAAACAGCGACAACGACAUAAAGGGAAAGAUCACAGAAGCACUUAUGCUACAGUACAAUGGAGAGACAUAUUCAAAAAGAUUCGUCAACAGGCUUCUUAACGGCCAAGGAAGGCCCCUGUACAACCGUUACCCAAAUGAAGCAGCCCUCUCCCUUGUAGACUUUACGGUCUUCAUGCUGGCGGAGUGUGCUAUAGACUCAUAUCCUGCUAUACGAUACUUUUUCAAUCUAGCAGACGGAGAUCACGACGGAUUGCUAUCUGUCGAUGAUAUCAAGGUAUGUCUGAUCAAGCAAGCAGAGCAGUGGUCCUGCUAUGGAAUUGAUUUGGCUGUGGACGAGGUUAUAUCUCAACUGAUUGACAUGAUCUGUUUUGUGCCAGAUGACUAUGAAGACCCCGACACAUAUGGAGAGUCCCUCGCACGCCACAAACCCGUGUCUAACCAUUUCUCUCACUUUGAUAAUGUGCCUAGGAACAUAUCUAGCACAGAGCGUGUCACAGACCUUGCCUUUUCCUUUGAGCAAAUACUCCGUUGUGCCAUGCCAUAUAAUAUCUUCAAUGCCAUGUUUAGCGUCAAGCGCUUCAUAUACUUCGAGCAGAGGGAUCCCUACAUAGGCAAUCUCUGCGGGGAUGUUAGGGUUAAGCGACCACUCCGAAUUGCACAUACAAUGUCGAGCACCUGGGCCUCCUUCUCCCUCGCUGCAUAUGAUCAGUUUAUGAUUGACAGCGAAGAGUAG